Molecule: messenger RNA, 2316 nt
Organism: Oldenlandia corymbosa var. corymbosa
Lineage: Eukaryota; Viridiplantae; Streptophyta; Magnoliopsida; Gentianales; Rubiaceae
Source: the annotation of a GenBank genome assembly
AUACAGAGUACAGACACAUUACAAUACAACCAACCCCACCCAGCCACCCAGGCAUUUUGUUUUUUCCUUUUUUUUCUUCUUUCAAUUUCAAAUUAAAAAAAUUAAAAGAAGCCAACAAAUUUAAUAAUGACUUCUCAGUAGUAUAAAACUAGCUCCCAACCCUAUCCAAUCCCACCACACUUACUACUAUAGCUUAUCACUCAGUUUGGCAGAGAAGAAGGCAAAUCAAAAAGCAGAGCACCCAGAAAAAAAGAAGAAAGCAGAAAUGGCGGAACACAAGGAAGAAGAUGUGAAGCUGGGAGCAAACAAGUUCAGGGAAACCCAGCCUUUGGGAACAGCUGCUCAAUCCGACAAGGAUUACAAGGAACCACCACCGGCUCCUCUGUUUGAGCCCGGCGAAUUGACCUCAUGGUCUUUCUACAGGGCUGGCAUUGCCGAAUUCAUGGCCACCCUCUUGUUCUUGUAUGUCACCAUCUUGACUGUUAUGGGGGUUAACAGAGCCGGGUCCAAGUGUGCUUCUGUGGGUAUUCAAGGAAUUGCUUGGGCUUUUGGUGGAAUGAUCUUUGCCCUUGUUUACUGUACCGCCGGUAUCUCAGGAGGACACAUUAACCCAGCUGUGACCUUUGGAUUGUUCCUUGCCAGGAAGCUGUCCUUGACCAGGGCUGUGUUCUACAUCAUUAUGCAGUGCCUUGGUGCCAUCUGUGGUGCUGGAAUCGUCAAGGGAUUCAACAAGAGCCAAUAUGAAGCCCACAACGGUGGAGUCAACUUUGUUGCUCACGGAUACACCAAGGGUGAUGGUCUUGGUGCUGAGAUUAUUGGAACUUUUGUCCUUGUCUACACUGUUUUCUCUGCCACUGAUGCCAAGAGAAAUGCCAGAGACUCACAUGUUCCUGUAAGUAUUUUGUCUUCCCUGACUUUUUUUUUUUUUUUUGGUUCAGCUUUCUCUGUUUACAUUAUUGAGCUCUGGUUUUCUCUCUGCAUUAACUGUGAUGGGUCUCUUUCCUAUUGCUCUCUCUAUGGCCUGAAGUCUUUUCCUUGUGAAUUUCCUGGUUUUCUUUUACUGCUCUGGUUUUCUUGCCUGUCAUGGAAAGUUUCUUUAGAAGCUUUUGAAAUUUACUUCCAGAUAAACUGUUUGUUAGCAAUCAUAACAUGAUUUUUUGUAUCUUGAUGGUUUGUUGCCCUUGCGGGUUUAUUGGAUCUUCCCUCAAUAAUUGUGGUAAUUUCUAUUACUGGGAACCAAUAUUUGGGGACUCUGUUUUUUACUCUUCAACCUGGACAUUGUGGAAUGGGGGUAAUACUACUUCUUCAGGGGUGGUCUUGGGAGUUGGGCUGGUUGGUAUAACUUUUGGUCAAGCAAAGUGAUUCCGCACAUGCUAGCAUGUGAAUUGUUGUAACGUAUAAUGGCCUUAGCUUUUUAGCACUUUUGUUGUUUUCCAUGGUAAUCCUCAAAAAUCAGUCCACUUUUUGAUAAUCAUCUGUCUAAUUAUCACUGUAAACCAACCUACUUUUGUUGCUUAGUCUCAGACCACUUUCUGUUGAAGAACUUGCCUUUCUUUUGUAUUCAUCUUCUAAUUAGGAUACCAUGAACCCAUGUGUUGUCCCAAGGAUUACAUUGAAAACAGUAUAUUGUGUUAUCUGCAUUGAUUGGAUUUUUCCUGGAAUUCUUCCUUGGUACUUAUGCAUCUGUGUUGGAUGUUGCAGAUCUUGGCUCCCCUCCCAAUCGGGUUUGCAGUGUUCUUGGUUCACUUGGCCACCAUCCCAGUCACCGGAACCGGCAUCAACCCAGCCAGGAGUCUUGGAGCUUCCAUCAUCUUCAACAAGGACCUUGGAUGGGAUGACCACUGGAUCUUCUGGGUUGGACCAUUCAUUGGAGCUGGGCUUGCUGCAAUUUACCACCAGAUUGUGAUCAGAGCCAUCCCAUUCAAGAGCAGGUCUUAAAGGAGCAAGAAGAAGGGGGGGAAGAAAGAAAGAAAGGGGAACAAGUUUUAAGACCCUUUUGAGAGAUCAUCCUACUCCUCUUCAGCUUCAUUCAGACUUAUCAUCAUCAUCUUCACCAUGUGUUAAAUCUCCAUUUUAAUCUUUUCUUCCUUUUGUUGUUUUUGCCUUUUAAGUUAAAAACCCCUUUACUUUUGUUCAGUAUGUGUUUGUAAAUUAUCCAAGAGUGAUUGCUGUAUUUAUUAUGCUUUGUUCCAACUUUGAAUCAUGAAGUGGAAAGAAUUCUUCUUUUUCUCCUCAAUUUGGCACCCUCUUUCUACAUUAUAUUCCAUUGAUUGAUGCAUAAAAAUGUGGGUAAUUACUAAUUAGCAAGGCUCGAAC